AUGAAAAGGGAUAGAAACCAACAUGUAGGUGAAGGGAAAGGAAAGAAGAAAAAAAAUGAUCAUAAUGAUGAGGUCGACGUGGUAGGGCCAGCUGGGGCUGGAAAAGAAGCCGCCGCAGGAGGCGGAAAAGGUGGUACUCAAAAAAGUGGGAAGGACAUCGAAAUGUUUAAUCCGCAACUCAGCGCAAGGGAGUUGAAAAAAAUUCAAUACUACGAAAAUAUGUUUAAGAAAAUGGAACAGAAAAGGGAGGAGCAGCAGAAUGAGGGGGACAACAAGGGGAAGAGGAAAGUUAGCAACUCGAGGAAAAUGAAGGGGGAGACAGAGCCAAGCGUUAAGGGGAAGGAGGAAGAAUCCAGUGGAACUGCACUUGAAGUGACAGGCGAAGCAGUGGUCACGGAGGAAAAAGGAGACGACGCUAAGCAAAAUGGCGUGGAAGAAACCGCACGGGGAAAGAACCAAAAAGGGGGAAAAAAUGCGAAGGAAGCGAAACAGAAAUCGAAGAAUGCGAACCCAAAGGAGGAGCCAACAGAGACAUGUGCAUAUGCAGUCGACACUGAGAAACAAAAUGAACCCCAUUCCAUGGAUGAUAACCAACGCGGCAAGAAUAAUAAAUGGAGGAAAGGAGAAACGUCGCAAGUGAGAAUAAAGAAAGAGGAGUUAAGGGUGGACAAAGGUAUUUGUUCCAAAAUGGGGGAAGGAAGCAAUAAGGCUGCUACGUUGAAAGGAAAGAAGUGUGUAGAAAAUUCGAACCGCUUUGCAAGUGAUAGUGACGGAGGAGGAGAAGAAGAAAAUGACGAGUUGCACAGAUCGGAGAGGGAUCCCCCACGUGGUGACAAAUACAACGAUCAGGGUUUUGCUUCCCCAAAGAAUUACACAUAUAGGAAGAACGGAAUGGCAGAAGGAGGGAAAGGCGAUAGGGAGCACGAAUCGGACAAUGAUGUGAAUUAUGAUAACGAUCCGAAUGAGAGGAUAAACUUUAAAGGGAGGAGGAAAAUCUACCCAGGAAGUGAAAGGGAAAAAAAGGUUUUAAAAAUUAAGAGGAGCUUCUCAGUAAGUUCAAAUAUAAGUGAAUAUUUUUUCGACACAAGUUCGAUACAGUUGGUGAGCGAUAAUGAGGUCAGUGUAUACGGGAAGGAGGAACAAAGUUCAGAAAAGGAUAAUGAGAACGAGCCAACCUUCAGUUACAAGAAGAAAAAACUCCUACAGUUGCUAACGUGUAGAGAUUGUAAAGACGAUGACAGUGUUCACCCCUUGGCUGUAGCGAAUAACGGCAGUAGUAGCAAUAACACCGACGGGGUAAAUUACAACUUGGCCGAUUCGGAAAAAUGGCUAAUAUGGAAAAAUAAAAAAAAUUACAACAUUCGCUUCGCGUCGAACAAUAAUAUUAGGAAGCGAAAGAAGUGGCACAUUGUGCGCAGUUAUCAUCUUUCCAGCAUCGAAACGGAUCAACGUGUUGACUUGCAUCCAAAUGGUGAAGAAAAUUUUGUCGACGAACAAAUGAGUAUGAAUGGUAGAUCAAAUGGUACAUUAAAUGGCACAGAAUAUUUUCCCAAUGGGGAAGAUGUACCCAUAGGGAAGAAAUCAUUUUGUGAAAAAAAAUUCAACGGAAAAACUGCAGAAAAUAGUAGCACAACAAAUAUGAUAAUUAAUGCUAAUGACAAAUUUGAUGUAAAUUGCUGCAUUAAGAAGUAUCUUGAUAAUAUGCGAUACACAAAUUUAAAAAAAUUAAAAAAAGUGAACAAAAGCAAUUUAAAGUUGUAUGUGAAGGGGUGUACAAAUUUUUUAAAUUUUGACAAGGUGGACAGCGCCAUCCUGUCGAUGCGGAAAUUCCAGGAGGCGCUUCAGCGGAAGGGUGGCGUAGGUGGUGAUACAGAGGGAGACGCAGCGCCUUUGUGA
Molecule: messenger RNA, 1896 nt
Organism: Plasmodium coatneyi
Lineage: Eukaryota; Apicomplexa; Aconoidasida; Haemosporida; Plasmodiidae
Exons: 1
Coding region: 1-1896 (631 amino acids)
Source: RefSeq, a predicted model, not a curated record